Messenger RNA from Cynara cardunculus var. scolymus (artichoke), 651 nucleotides. Its product is annotated as receptor-like protein EIX2. The coding region runs from base 1 to 651 and encodes 216 amino acids. Lineage: Eukaryota; Viridiplantae; Streptophyta; Magnoliopsida; Asterales; Asteraceae. The transcript has a single exon. The record is from RefSeq and is a predicted model, not a curated record. Gene Ontology annotation, molecular function: protein binding.
AUGAUUCAGUGGCAAGGAAUUGAACGCGAAUUCACCARCAAUCUGGGAUUGUUAGCGAGCAUUGAUUUGUCAAGCAACAACUUAACRGGAAAAAUCCCAAAUGAAUUGGUCGAUCUUCAUGAACUGCUUGCACUGAAUUUGUCGAAGAACACUCUACUUGGAGAGCUUCCAAUAAAAAUUGGCGAGAUGAAAAAUCUUUUAACUCUGGAUUUAUCUAGAAACAAUUUUUCAGGAGCAAUACCAUCAAGCAUGUCUCAAAUGGCUUCAUUAAAUUACCUAGAUAUGUCGCAUAACAAUUUGUCAGGGAGAAUUCCAUCUAGCACUCAACUCCAGUCCUUUGAACCUUCAAAGUUCACCGGAAAUGCAGGACUAUGUGGACCUCCCCUUACAAAAAAUUGUCCUGGAGAUGUAGUACCACCUGUUGCAAGUAAAAAUGAGAAUGGUGAGGAAGGCAUAGAUGAACUUGAGAGAUGGUUUUAUAUUGGUGGAGGCAUUGGUUUUGGUACUGGAUUUUGGAUAGCAUGUGGCGCUUUACUUGUCAAUCGUCGUGGGAGACAUGCUUUUUUUCCCUUUGUUGAUUUCUGGAAGGAUUGGGUGUACGUAAAGGUGGUGGUGUUCUUUCGAAAAUUGCGAAGGGUUGAACACGCAUAG